Syngnathoides biaculeatus (alligator pipefish) is the source of this 2807-nucleotide messenger RNA. It is a transcript of the gene shisa8b, whose product is annotated as shisa family member 8b. NCBI's taxonomy places the organism in Eukaryota, Metazoa, Chordata, Actinopteri, Syngnathiformes, Syngnathidae. Gene Ontology annotation, cellular component: postsynaptic density; dendritic spine membrane; AMPA glutamate receptor complex. Bases 123 to 1520 code for a protein of 465 amino acids. The transcript has 5 exons. Gene Ontology annotation, biological process: regulation of short-term neuronal synaptic plasticity; regulation of AMPA receptor activity. The record is from RefSeq and is a predicted model, not a curated record.
GCAAAGUUUGCAUGCCUUUCUAGUGGGAUUUUUUCAUCUUUGGACUUUUCGGAAAAGACCUCAGAAGACACUGAAGGAGAAGGUGAAAGCGGCCCAUCGGACAGCGGGCCCCAGUCGGCACCAUGGCGCCAGUCCUUCCGCCCUCCCGCCAUCUUUUCUUCCUCUUUUACCUCUCUUCCCUAAUUAUCCAGCCCGCUGUCACUCAAGAUCCGUCCGUCACCACGGUGACGGUUACUGAAGACAGCCGCUUCGUGGUGCCUUCCACACUGGUCAACAAUACAACUCCCACCUAUGUGGAGACCACCCAAAACCCGCUUCAAGACACGGGCUUGUCCACGCCCUCCAGCGGAGGCGAUGUGGACGACGAGGACGGGCCCCCUGUUGGCGGGACCCGUUGCCAGGGUUACUACGACGUGAUGGGCCAGUGGGACCCGCCCUUCAACUGCAACGCCGGUGUCUUUUUGUACUGCUGCGGUACCUGCUUCUACCGCUUCUGCUGCCAGUUCCGGCAGCAGCGGCUGGACCAACGCAUCUGCUCCAACUACGACACGCCCAUCUGGGCCAACACCGGCAAGCCCGUGGCCGCCGUCACGGAGGGCCAGGAGGACCAGGAGCGUGACCGCACGCACCUCAUCGUCUACAUCAUCUGCGGCGUGGUGGCCAUCAUGGUGCUAGUGGGCAUUUUCACCAAACUGGGCCUGGAAAAAAGCCGCGGGGGAGGCCCGGCAUCCACUGCCGCUGCGCCCGCUGACCUCAACUCCAGGACACUGACUGACCUGCUGAAGCGACAGGGGGGAGAAGUGAACUCACUGGAGAACGCCGUGACCAGUUCGCCCAGCGGAGGCAGGGCCAACGGCGUCUCGUCCAGGAUGCAGCGCAGCAGGAGCGAGCAGUACCAUCUAAAUAACUCCGCCCGUGGCCCCUCAGGACCAGGGCUUCCUCACUCUCACAGCAACCACAGCACAGUAGGACUCAACAAGUACACCUCUCUCAAAGCCGUGGCGGAGAGUGCAUCUCACAGUUAUUACAAGAGCUUCCCACUCAUGGACUUUGCUCACUAUCAGGCGCCCGCCUUUCAGCCAGCGCCAGCGCAGCCCAAAGAGAAGUCCUACAUCCACCAGCACCUUCCAUCUCCAUCCAACCUCCAUGCUCCCCUCUCCAUCUCCAUCCCCUCCAGUCAUCUGGAACACUCCCACCUCCCAAAGACCACCACGCACCCGUUGCUCUCCAGCUCGGCCUUUAAAGCUUGGGAGCCGGUCGGUCGCCACGUCCAAAGGCAGAGCUCCGCCCCGGGGUCCGGGCCCACGCACGCCUCCCACUGGAGACACGGGUACUCCACCCGUCGGCAACAGAGCAUCGAGAACAUGCCAGAUCUUUUUAGCCAGCCCUGUGGAGGGAUGUACGCGGGAGGUGUUGGGGGCCACGGGAUGCAUUUUCACAUGCAGCCGACCUAUUACCAACAGGCAAAUACCAGGAAAAAGAACUACGCCACACACAGUUCGACAGAGGUGACAGUCUGAGUGAUGUGGUCUGCCGCAGUUUAGCAUUCUGAAAGCUGGUGCCAGGGAGAACACCAGACGGACUUUGAGAUUGGUGAGCCCAAGAGUUACAAAAAGGGGAGGAAUAAAAUGAAGGGAGUCAACAAAAUACAGCAGAUGGUACACAGAGAACAGUAACUUUACAUACCAACAAGUAUAUUGUACUAAAUGUGUAGAGUAGCUGGAAAGAACUGUAGCAAGGUUAUUUGAAAACAACUCAGGUUCCUUCCGAUCACCAUCGCCCAUCCUCUGACUGACUAAAACAACUUCAGAUUCAGCACCAUAACACGCUUUCCUUUUUCCACGCAGAGGGAUUGCAUCAUAGAUUAGCACAGAGACAGAACGAGGAUAGGGAUUUGUUUUAUUUGUGAUAAGUUUUUUUUUUCCUGGGAAUUGACCAAAAAAAUAAAAACAAGACAUUUGUUUCUUAAGUGAUGGAUUACAUAAACUUUUCACACCUUUCCUCAAACCCUAAGCCUUUCCACAUUCUGGAAAUAGGCCAGUAUCCUUUAUCCUCUUUAUACAAUAAACAUUGCAUAGCACACUUUUGCAGAUGCUUCGCUGAGCCUAUUAUCCUUGGGGGAAAAAAAAUGAUACUUUGCAUCUCAUUGUCUACCUCUAUGCACAGCUGGCUUCCCUGUGUAACUUUUGCUCGGCUCUCGAACUUUCCCACCGUAGCUCCACUGUGUAGCGUUUAGCUUUUGGUACCAUCAGGCCAAGCAUACAGGGACAGCAGCCCCCGGGGCGACAUUAACUCAACGGUGAGGACAAUGCCACCAUCACGUCAACUCCCAUCAGGCGUCAUCGAAAUCCACGGAGGGGGAGAGAGGAGGGAAGGGGAGCUCGUAAAAGCCGGAGGCUCGGACCCUUUGGAAAAGAGGAGAAAGAGGGAGGAGAGAAGAAAAAAUAGAAAACACACUAUGUUUCCCUUGCUUAAGGGGAGGAAAGGCAAACGAGUCACUGUGAAUCUGAGUUUCUCACUACUGAACUGUCUGGGUCAUAACGUGGAGUGUGCGGACCUGCGAGGACACUCGUGUUAUUUUUUGGCCUUUGGGCACUAUUGCAGUGAAACAAGUGUGGGCAUUUUCAAGCCGGGAGCUUCAAACAACACCACCGGAGCCUGGAUAGCAAAAGACGCCACGCGGUUCUACGCGCUGAUGUGGACAAGUUAAUCUUAUUUGUUGGUGAAGCUCAGGAACCGCACAAAGACGUGUUUAAAAGUGUUGUCAUGAUACGGGAUUGUGCAAACAAAGUGAGGCUUGAGUGAGA